Egretta garzetta (little egret) is the source of this 1957-nucleotide messenger RNA. RefSeq names its product tumor protein p63 regulated 1 like (gene TPRG1L). Gene Ontology annotation, cellular component: cytoplasm; synaptic vesicle. NCBI's taxonomy places the organism in Eukaryota, Metazoa, Chordata, Aves, Pelecaniformes, Ardeidae. The annotation marks the transcript as partial. The record is from RefSeq and is a predicted model, not a curated record. The transcript is spliced from 3 exons.
CCAUCCACCAGAACAGCUAAAGCUCAGUCCUGUUAUUUUCCCAGAAUCGAUCACUGGAACAACGAGAAGGAGCGUCUCGUUCUCAUCACGGAUUGGUCCCUCCUGAUCUGCAAAUACAACUUCAUCAGCCUGCAGUGCCAGCACGUGACGAGGAUCGCCCUCGGCGCAGUGGAUACCAUCUCUGUCGGAGAGUUCGAGUUCCCACCUAAAUCUCUGAACAAGCGAGAAGGUACCGGUAUUCGAAUUCAGUGGGACAAGCAAAGUCGCGCCUCCUUCAUAAGCCGAUGGAACCCGUGGUCCACGAGCAUCCCGUACGUCACCUUCACCGAACAUCCAAUGGCCGAUGCUGAUGAGAAGAUUGCGUCCCUUUGCCUACUGGAAAACUUUAAAACUCAGCUAAUUCAGGCUGUGAAGAAAGCCCACAAGGAGCGUGUGUUGCCAGGAAGGGCGAACGGCGUGCUAGUGCUGGAGCGUCCUCUUCUGAUCGAGACCUACCUGGGGCUGAUGUCCUUCAUCAACAACGAGGCCAAACUCGGCUACUCCAUGACGAGAGGCAAAAUUGGAUUUUAAAAUUCAUUGCAUUUAAUCUUUUCAAGGGAAGGCAAUUUGAUCUCGGUCUCCCAGGGAGAGCACGCUGCGUGGCAGAACACUCGAUAAUCAAAGCGAAGAAGUUAGGGGGACGAAGGGGGGAGUUGUAGAUCUAACAGCUCACAGGAGGCCCUGGUUGUUACGGAGAAUGCACAGGUCAGAUGAAUCUGGAGCAGACACGAGGUAGUGUCUUUCUGGUGUCCAAUUUACAGUUCUUAAUGGUUCUUGUACAGGGCUAGCGAGCAGCGGUGUUUUCCAUUUCUAACUACAUGUUCAUCCCUGUUAAUUAAGUGCCAUUGGCAUCUGCUGCAAAACCAUCCGCACAACUACCCAAGAUCCAGCAGAACAUUCAUGCCAUAUCACAGUUGUAUCCCUAUAUGUGGUGUCCAGUCGUGUAGUGUGCUUGGGACUGAGCUGUGCUGUUUAAAGAGGUAUUCGCGUUCGCAAUUACUGUAACCUUAAGCAUUUUGAUUAACGCCUGUUACGAAUUUUGAAAGCUGUGUCAGUCACUCUUUAGCAAAGCCGAGUCAGCAGAUUUUGUGAAAGCUGUACGUUACAUCUGCUCAGCAGCAGCGUACGCCAACUAUUACUUUGUAAGCUGAAGCAUAUGGCUGAAUAUGCAUUUAUUAGCUUUUUGCAAAAACACUCUAAGCAGCCAGUCUAACUUCUGGUUUCUCAUGUACGCUUCCUUGCUGCAGCCAUAGAAUAAAGACUUUGUUGAGAGAACAAUCGCCAAGAGCCUCACAAACACAUUUGCCUUCAAAGCUAUUAUUUAUAAAACUGAACGGGAAUUCUAUUUUGGUUAGGUUUAUAUUAGCAGUUUUUCUUAAAUCUGCUCCGGUUUGGGACAACAGCGGUGCGGGACUUUCUAACAGAGACAGGUAAGACUUUAAGCACUGUACGUCAAUCUUGACUGGUGCAUUCCCGCACUUAACCUCACACCAACAUCCAGCAAUGACAUUCAGAAGCAGCGUAAGAGACAACUGAGCUCUCUCGUGAGGUCUCCCUAGCAAGCUUUGCGUUGUGCGUGACCUUCCACGCACGCUGUCUUAUCAGAGCUUUUAUCUGCGCAACUACAGUGCCGAACAAACGCUGUGCUGCAGUGGUGGGUUUUUGAACUGAAAAGUAGACGUGAGUUUAUGAAACUUACGUCAAGCUGAAGUCAUGAUGGAAUGCAACAAGUUGCACGCCCCUCUCAGUGCAUUUUCAUUAAUCUUGCAGUAAAGUCAAAUCUCAACUCAAUUUGUUCUUUGUCCUUCGUUUUGUGGCGACUGAGGCUGUGAAAUUAAGUAGCAGAAGAAAAAACAUCCAAUGGAUUCCUAAGCAAUGGGCCCCCUUCCUUUGAAGAAUCCAGUGGCUGGCUACUCAG